Rhodofomes roseus is the source of this 540-nucleotide messenger RNA. RefSeq names its product phosphotyrosine protein. Gene Ontology annotation, molecular function: protein tyrosine/threonine phosphatase activity; MAP kinase tyrosine/serine/threonine phosphatase activity. The coding region runs from base 1 to 540 and encodes 179 amino acids. The record is from RefSeq and is a predicted model, not a curated record. The transcript has a single exon. Gene Ontology annotation, cellular component: cytoplasm. Lineage: Eukaryota; Fungi; Basidiomycota; Agaricomycetes; Polyporales; Fomitopsidaceae. Gene Ontology annotation, biological process: protein dephosphorylation; negative regulation of MAPK cascade.
AUGCCGCCGUCCUUCAACACCCUCGCCGCGCCGUCCCCGGCGUCCCCGUCCUGGCGCGGGUCGCACCCCGGCGCCUUGUCCGUCGCGUCCUCCGCACAACCACCCACCGAGAUCCUGCCCCAUCUCUUCAUAGCGGAUCUUGGCGCAGCAGAGAACCCCAAGGUGCUCAUCCAACUCGGCAUCACGCAUGUCCUCAGCGCGAUGUGCGGCCGCGUCUUGCUCCCCGCGAACAUGCCUCUCGCGCAGCUCCAGCUGCCGCUCCAAGAUAGCCCCUUCGCGGAGCUUGCGGACUACCUCCCCGCGUCCACCCUCUUCCUCUCGGACGCGCUCCGGGACCCAAAAGCGCGUGUCCUCGUGCAUUGUGCGCAGGGCAUCAGCCGCAGCUCGAGCGUCGUGUGCGCGUACCUGAUAGCCAAGUACGGCUGGUCGCCCGAACAGGCUCUGCGCUUCGUGAAGUCAAAGUACGCGCUCGCCGACCCGAACCCCGGCUUCGUUAUGCAACUCGGUGAAUACGCUCGAUCUCUGGAGAGGACCCGGUAG